AUGAGCUCCGCUGGUACCGCUGGGCCAUCUGAGCCGCUGCUUGAUCGGAUACAAGCCGCUGCGGCUGCCGGCGGAUCCCGCGAGGGCGACGCGAUGCUGUUGGACGAGUUGGAGGAAGCGCUCUUGAGGGAGGCAGAAGCCUUGAAGCUGGGCGACGGGGACGUGCAGGGGACCCUGUUCGAUGAGCCCUUUGUCCUCCUCGACUAUCUUCUCCCCCUCGUCUCGGCUUCUUCUUCCGCACGUCCGACUAGCGACCGCGCACAAGCAUGCCUGAACCUCGUCGGAACCCUCUCGAGCCCGAAGGAAGUCGUCAUGGGUGUGGGACAGAAGCUGGCGGAGCUAGUAUCAGCCGAAUGCGCGGCAAACGAGGACGAGGACAGCUCGGACGGCGACAGAGAUUCGGUAGAUGCUCGCAGCUCGGCGGUACAACUGGCGUGCUUGAUUGGUUUGUAUGCGCGAGCCCUUCCUCGCAUCAAGACGGAGCAAUUCCGCCCAUUCACCGAGCCCGCCUGCGACGUUAUCCUAGCCGCCCUCUCGCACCUCGCCGCAGAAGGAGCCUUCCAACCUCUCGACUCUCUCGACACCGUCUCGCCAGCAACCGACAACCUCGCUUUCGUCGUCUUCCGGGAGGUCGUUGAGUUUCUGAUAGCGAUGGAACAUCCCAUCGUGUUUUGCCAAACGGGUCACAUCGAUACGGACCCGCUUCGCACCCUUCUCUACGAGACAGUCGGACGACUGCACUCACUUCUCUCCCCUGUCGAUAUCGCAGCGGAGCUCGCUGGCGAAGCGUACCCGCAAAUGAGCGACCGCUUUACGCGGACGGAGGAGCCCGACGUACGGGAAACUUGGAGGCUUGCCGUGUUCGCCACAAGUUGCCUCCACGAUGAUGCGCCAAGGUUACUCUAUCGCGCGAACGACUCGGAAGCUCCACUCGUGCUCCGCCUCGGCCAGUUCGUCAUGGCCCUCCAUGUCCUCUCCGUCGAGAAGCCGCGAUCAGCCAUGAGCUAUCAGAUGCCGUCACCGAUUGGCUCGGAGUUCGAGCCAAGUCUGCCGCUCUUGCGCGAGGUUAUCGGGCAUCCUGAGCUGCGGCUAGGCGAGGACGAGCUGCUCUUCUGGUUGUGGUGGGUUGUUGCUUUGCGACCGCGGCAGUUACUUUCGGACAUCAUGCCGCUCGAGACGGCCUACUCGAUACUCGAGAUCCUCACACCGCUCGCCGCCCAGUCGCCCUCGCCCCCAAACCGCUUCCUCGCCUACACCCUCCUCGACUACCUAAUCUCCGACUUUGACCGUGUUUAUCCCGGAUCUACCGGCCACAUCGUCGAAGGCGAGGCGGCGCAAAUGGCCGUCUUGCGAGUCCUCGCCGUAGAAUGUCCGUUCGCGAAUAUGCGCGAUGCAGCGGUCGGGUUGGUCAAGAACGUGGUGCUGGCGAAACUCGAUUCGAGUAAAGGAGAAGAGUCACUCUUCCUCUCCGACACGCUCUUCGCAAGCCCGCUCGGCCACUCGCUCCUCAGCGCAUUCCCUCCCUCCCCCUCUUCCUCUUCCGACGCCUCUCCUACCGCGACACCGUCGAUGAGCGCAGAAGAGUUUGUCGAACAGUAUCACCGAGGAGUGAUGGAGCGCUUAAGUCUCGUCUAUGUCCUCCUCAAGCGGGAUACGGCGAACCGGACACAUAUUGCCUCGCCCUCCACACUCGAGCGCAUCCAAUCCUCCCUGCUCGACCCGCUCUCCUCCCUCUUCGAUUCCUGGUCCUCCUCCUCCUCCUCGUCGACUUCGCUCGACACGGCAACCGACCUCGAGUUGGACCUCAUGCGAGAUUUGCUGGAGCGCGUGAAGGGCGCUGUGAGGGAGGUGCAACGCUAG
Molecule: messenger RNA, 1860 nt
Organism: Rhodotorula toruloides NP11
Lineage: Eukaryota; Fungi; Basidiomycota; Microbotryomycetes; Sporidiobolales; Sporidiobolaceae
Exons: 8
Coding region: 1-1860 (619 amino acids)
Source: RefSeq, a predicted model, not a curated record